Messenger RNA from Diversispora eburnea, 1102 nucleotides. The record is from the annotation of a GenBank genome assembly. NCBI's taxonomy places the organism in Eukaryota, Fungi, Glomeromycota, Glomeromycetes, Diversisporales, Diversisporaceae.
GGCCGAAGUAUCAGUUAUCAAGCAUACAGAUUUUGAGGCAGUUGCUACUUCUCGAAAUCUUACUCCUGAGGAAGUUGAAAUUCUUAAAUUCGAUUCAGAAUGUUCAGUUGUAGAUACUAUGGCACUUAAGCAUUUUUAUAUGUGGAAUCUUUAUGGUGAAAAUGAUAUGAGUAUCGAGGAUUGGAAUAAACUCUACGAUAAAAAUUUUGUAGAACAUUUUAGUCCACCUGAACCUAGAAAACAUUUCUUGCGUUUAUCUCAUUUUUGCAAGCAAGGUUAUGACGAAGACAAUGCAAUAGAAGAAUUAAAGGCCAAAGAUCUUGUACAAUGGGAAGAUACAUGCUAUAAUGCUAAAGAUAAUUUUGAGAAUUCAGUAGCAAAAGACUUACGUAAAACAUAUUCAGCGAAUUAUUGGGAAACUGUACGAGGACUUUUACAGUCGCUUGAUUUUAUAGGUAUGGACAAUAAGCGCAUUCUCUCUGAUGAUCAGGUAAAAGUUGCGUUUGAAGUAUCUCGUGAAAAAUUUAUAGAAAUUCGAAGUCAAUAUGGUUAUACUAUAAAAAGCGAACGAAAAUUGGUAGGACCUAAAGAAAAAAGAAUUUGGAAAUAUUCAUAUCAAAUUAACCAAAAGUCAUAUAAUAGUCGUGGUUUUGAUAAUCAAGAAGAAGUAAUGGCUAGGAAGUUAGAUAAUUCUGAAUACUGUCCUAUAGUUCCAGUUCUUCCAUCAUAUAAGCUAAAGGUAAGUGGUGAGAUUCAGGACUUUUUCGAUUCUAUACCUAUUACUAACAAUACUACUUUAGAAUAUGCUGAGCAUGAAAUUUCUAACUUAUCUAGUAAUGCGAUUGAUGAAAAAGAUUUACCUUUGCCGGAGGCAGUCACACAGUGGCUAAAAAUGCCAGCCCAUAUUCAAUCUACUGAUCUUUCUCAAGAUAUAUGUCAUUUCGAUACUACUAUUUCCGAAGGAGGCACAGUUGAGAAAAAGAUACCUGAAUCCUUAGACACAAUAUGCCUGCCUCCGGCAAUUUCUCUAUCUUCAGAAUUUCUCAUUAAAAACGAAUCUGAUAUAGAUAUACUUAUCCUUCUUUUACAACAAAAAUUUUAA